Molecule: messenger RNA, 3104 nt
Organism: Astrephomene gubernaculifera
Lineage: Eukaryota; Viridiplantae; Chlorophyta; Chlorophyceae; Chlamydomonadales; Astrephomenaceae
Source: the annotation of a GenBank genome assembly
GUUGUGUGUCUGAGCUUGAGACGGAAUAGCGUAGAACCACUGACACUAGUGUCGCACGAUCAUCACUUCUUCCAGUGGUCACUAACUGCGUCACAAUGCUUUCGCAAGCCGGUGUUCGCUCGCUUGGAGCCGGGCUUCUGCAGGCUGCCCGUGGGUCACUGCCUACUGAUGCCGCGGCUCUCCGGUGCCUCAGUGUCUCGGCGGCCGUGCACUCCGAUGCCGUCAUUGGUAUCGAUCUCGGCACCACCAACUCUUGCGUGGCUGUCAUGGAGGGCAAGUCCGCCCGUGUGAUUGAGAACGCCGAGGGUGCCCGCACCACCCCCUCCGUGGUCGCCUUCACGGAUAAGGGCGAGCGCCUGGUUGGUCUCCCCGCCAAGCGCCAGGCUGUCACCAACCCCACCAACACCGUUUACGCCACCAAGCGUCUGAUCGGCCGCGGAUAUGACGACCCGCAGACCCAGAAGGAGGCCAAGAUGGUGCCGUACAAGAUCGUGAAGGCGCCCAACGGCGAUGCCUGGGUCGAGGCCGGCGGCCAGCAGUACUCCCCCAGCCAGAUGGGCGCCUUCGUGCUGACCAAGAUGAAGGAGACGGCGGAGGCCUACCUGGGCCACCCCGUGUCCAAGGCGGUCAUCACGGUGCCGGCCUACUUCAACGACUCCCAGCGCCAGGCCACCAAGGACGCCGGCCGCAUCGCAGGUCUGGAGGUGCUGCGCAUCAUCAACGAGCCCACCGCCGCCGCGCUGGCGUACGGCACCGAUAAGAAGGAGGGCCUCAUCGCGGUGUACGACCUGGGUGGUGGCACCUUUGAUAUCUCCAUCCUGGAGAUUAUGGGCGGUGUGUUCGAGGUGAAGGCCACCAACGGAGAUACCUUCCUGGGAGGUGAGGACUUCGACAACACCAUCCUGAACUACCUGGUUGGCGAGUUCAAGAAGGAGACCGGCAUCGACCUGUCCAAGGACCGCCUGGCGGUGCAGCGCCUGCGCGAGGCCUCGGAGAAGGCCAAGUGCGAGCUGUCGUCCACCACCUCCACCGACAUCAACCUGCCCUUCAUCACCGCUGACGCCUCGGGCCCCAAGCACCUCAACAUGGCGCUCACCCGCGCCAAGCUGGAGCUGCUUGUGAAGGACCUGCUGGAGCGCACCAAGCAGCCCUGCUACCAGGCCAUGAAGGACGCGGGCGUGCAGGCCAAGGACAUCCAGGAGGUGCUGCUGGUGGGCGGCAUGACGCGCAUGCCCAAGGUGAACGAGAUCGUGAAGGAGGUGUUCCAGCGCGACCCCUCCAAGGGUGUCAACCCCGAUGAGGUGGUGGCCAUGGGUGCGGCCAUCCAGGGAGGCGUGCUGCGCGGUGACGUCAAGGACAUCCUGCUGCUGGACGUGACCCCCCUGUCCCUGGGCAUUGAGACCCUGGGCGGUGUGUUCACCCGCAUGAUCAACCGCAACACCACCAUCCCCACCAAGAAGUCCCAGGUCUUCUCCACCGCCGCCGACAACCAGACGCAGGUGGGCAUCAAGGUGUUCCAGGGCGAGCGCGAGAUGGCCGCCGACAACAAGCUGCUGGGGCAGUUCGACCUGGUGGGCAUCCCGCCCGCCCCCCGCGGAGUGCCGCAGAUUGAGGUCACCUUCGACAUUGACGCCAACGGCAUUGUGCACGUGAGCGCCAAGGACAAGGCCACCAACAAGGAGCAGUCCAUCCGCAUUCAGUCCAGCGGUGGCCUCAGCGAGGACCAGAUCCAGCAGAUGGUGCGCGAUGCGGAGACCUACGCCGAGAAGGACAAGACGCGCAAGGAGCUCAUUGAGGCCAAGAACGAGGCCGACACCGCCAUCUACAGCACCGAGAAGAGCCUCAACGAGUACAAGGCUAAGCUGCCUCAGGCUGUGGUGGAUGAGAUCAGCAAGGCCAUUGCUGAGUGCCGCGCCGCCUCGCAGACCGAGGACCUGAACGACCUGAAGGCCAAGAUCCAGGCCCUCAGCACGGCAUCCAUGAAGAUCGGCGAGACGCUGGCGCAGCAAUCGGGCGCCUCCUCGUCUUCUUCGUCGUCCUCGAGCGGCUCGGAUUCCGAGAAGAAGUAAACGACAACCGCCUGACGAUGAUGAGGAUGUUGAUGCGGUGAUGGCGGGUGACUGUUACUGACUUCUGGUUCUGAGACCGACACGCCCCUUGACUGGGAUUGGGGUGUGUGGUGGGAAACCGGGGUGGGGAGAUCCAGGGAUUUGAUUAUACGUUCUGGGGCGUCGACUGCUGCUCUGGGGUGUAAGGUGCGAGUGACUGUUCGUCGGUGGUCUUUUUUGGCGUUGUGAGUUGUGGUUAGUUUUGUGUCAAGGGUCCCCUCCGUCGCCUUCAGUGCACAACCCGUCGGGUGUGUCCUGCCCACCCGACCGCCGCUUCCUUGCGCGUGCAUGCGCUCUUGCAACUGCUGCUCUGCGGAAUCAAGUUGUGGAAGAGAAGAGCCUGUGGGAUGAGGGUUUUGCUGUGACUCCUUUUCCCUAUGCCUUCUUCCCAAUUACAUCUCAUGCGCUGUCGCGUGAUGUGGGAAAAGGCUUGCUGGCUGGUUAGCGUAGCGUAGGUCGUGGCAUGUGCACAACGCUCUAGCGCAGCUCCGAUGUGACGCUUUUCAUCCCCUCCCCUGAGACGACGGUGUGUGGACGGGACGUCGUGUGUGUGAGGUCGAAUGGCUCUGCAUGUUUUGUUUUUCAGGUGCCUUUCCAGCACAUUGCCUUGGGAGCACACAGAAGAGAAAAAGAGCUGUGAUGGUCUCAAUAAUAUCGGGCCAUCCUUACUACAGCUGCUUUUACGUGUUUGGCUUCAGCUAAGCCAGCUACGCUUGGGCGGACGCUGUGCUAUACGCCCCAUGGCGAUGUUUCAAUGACGCUGUGCCUGCUGUUUAUUGAGAGGCUCCCCGCCCGCAAGGGCGCGAGGAGGUGUCCCCGGGAGAAGCCGCCGCCGCGAGUCCUGCUAUACGUAUUGUAGGGUGCUAUCUAGCAGGUGUCGACUGUGCCGCCGCUGUCGCUCCCCGUGGGAGGAUCUCGACGCAGAGACGCGAGUUGUCGUACAACGCCACAACAGACAAGCCGCGCUGACUGCUGUAAGCCAACCAACCUGUGUUU